AUGCGGAAGAACAUUGGUGGUUUGACCCAUGUCCAUAUUCCUGUGAUGUUGAUGCCUGAUGAUUUUAAAGCUUUCAGUAAAAUACGGGUGGAUAAUCAUCAUUUUAAUAAAGAGAACAUGCCAAGCCAUUUCAAAGUAAAAGAAUACUGUCCUCUAGUUUUUCGGAACUUAAGGGAACGAUUUGGAAUCAGUGAAACUGAAUAUAUUAAUUCAUUGACCAAAUCACAACCAGUGCCAUUAGAUUGUAAAGAACGCACAAGCAGCAAACUGUAUGAAUCGUAUGACAAACUCUUGGUGAUCAAGGUGCUCCAGAGUGAAGAAGUUGAGUUCAUGCACACACUGCUCAAGCAAUAUCAUCCCUACAUUGUUGAGAAGCAUGGGAAAACUCUUUUGCCUCAAUACCUAGGACUAUAUCGACUUACUGUUGAAGGAAAUGAAAAUUAUUUAGUUGUAAUGAGGAAUAUUCUCAGCAACAGUAUGCGAAUCCAUUGUAAAUAUGACUUGAAGGGCACUGCUGUAGAUAGAGAAGCCAGUAUUAAAGAAAAGGUUAAAGAUUUACCAACAUUGAAGGAUGGAGACUUUGUACAAGAUGGUUUUAAAAUUUAUGUUGGUCCUGAAAAGAAGGAGAAAUUUUUGAAUAUUCUUACUUCUGAUGUUGAGUUUCUAUCCCGACUGCAUCUGCUGGAGUACUCUGUGUGCUUAGGCAUCCAUGAUCGCCAGCAGGUGGAGGAAGAAGAGGAGCAGGAACUAGAAAGCCCUGAAGAUGAAGAAUAUGGAGACGAAGAAGGGAGUGAAGAUUCAGCAAGGGUACCUACACCUCCUGACUCUCCAAAAAUCAUUACUGUACUACCAAAUGGCAUUAAAAACCAACUCUCUCAUCCGUAUGCCAUUCCAAGUUGUGAAGAUUCUCCUAGAAAGGAAGUUUACUUUUUGGGUUUAAUAGACGUGUUGUCUCUCCAUGGCACUAGAAAACGCACUGCUACAAUAGGAAAUUUGCAGCCUGAUCAAUAUGCAAAGCGGUUGGUGGACUUCAUAUCGAAAGCAAUGUUGUGA
This is a messenger RNA of Uloborus diversus, 1053 nucleotides long. Its product is annotated as phosphatidylinositol 5-phosphate 4-kinase type-2 alpha-like. Gene Ontology annotation, biological process: phosphatidylinositol metabolic process. Bases 1 to 1053 code for a protein of 350 amino acids. The record is from RefSeq and is a predicted model, not a curated record. Gene Ontology annotation, molecular function: phosphatidylinositol kinase activity. The transcript has 9 exons. Lineage: Eukaryota; Metazoa; Arthropoda; Arachnida; Araneae; Uloboridae.